Molecule: messenger RNA, 2032 nt
Organism: Pangasianodon hypophthalmus (striped catfish)
Lineage: Eukaryota; Metazoa; Chordata; Actinopteri; Siluriformes; Pangasiidae
Gene: ccdc126
Product: coiled-coil domain containing 126
Exons: 5
Coding region: 874-1317 (147 amino acids)
Source: RefSeq, a predicted model, not a curated record
AUAGCCGCUGAAGGCACCUCUGUUCCUGUGUGGCUUCCCAGCGAGCAUAAAGUCCUGGAGACAGCGCUGCUGCUCCUGUGCGCUGAGCUGGGCGGCUGGAUCACGAGGUGGAAAUCACAACCCAGCAAUACCAGUAAUCAUGAGUACACUCAUGCCAUAUUAAUUAGGAACUAUACUAUACUAAUACUGGGUAGGGCCCCCUUAGCUCUCAGAACAGCAACAAUUCUUCGUGGCAUGGAUUCUACAAGGUGCAGUAUUGGAUAUGGUGACUGUGGAGGCCACUGAAGUACACUGAACUCACCACUGUGUUCAUGGAACCAGAUUGAGACGACUUGCGCUUUGUAACGUGGGGCAUUAUCAUGCUGGAAGUAGCCAUUAUAAUGUGGUAAAUUGUGGCCAUGAAGAGAUGUACUUGGUCAGCAACAAUACCGAUUGGAUAAUUGUGUGAAUGAACAGGUGUUCCUAAUAAAGUGUCUGGCAAUUUGUCAAAUGGAUCAGGCUGAGUAUGAGAUCCCAGGGCUGAUCGACAUACCGGAGGUUGGGAGUGGUUCAAACUCUUCCAGCUGCCAUUCAGUCUAGUCCCCAUCCAGAUGCCCUGAUAUUUCCCUGCUGGAUUCAGCAGUGGUCACAUUUAGAUCUAUUUUGGAUAUCUUUAUUACCAUCUGUAGUCAUGCCCUGAUCUACAGCCAUUUCCCUCAUCUUUAUGUCCUGCUUUUCUGAUUCUGAUUUUUGCCGAUCAUCCCACUAAUCCUGAACUCCAACUUGGAGCUCCAGUCCAGACAACACAUUUACAGGCUUAUCUUUAAUUCUGUCAUCUCAGUCCAUUCCACUGGCCUUGGUGGUGGUAGCCAACGUAGCUGCUGGGCUACAGCAAUGCUCGGCUGUCUGCUGCGAGGUAGGAGCAUGUCUCAGAGGCUCAGCGUUUUGCUCCUGCUCUUUGGCCUGGCCUGGUGCCUGCUGCUGUUGCAUUACACCUUUACACAGCCACGGCACCAAAGCAGCACCGAACUCCGCCAACAGAUCCUGGAGCUGAGCCAGCGCUAUGUCAAAGCUCUCAGCGCAGAGAACCAUGAACUUGCAAGGCCAUACAACCCCUCAAUGGCUGGAUAUGCUGAUCUGAAAAGGACCAUUGCCGUGCUAUUGGAUGACAUCUUGGACCGUUUGGUGAAGCUGGAGAAUAGGCUGGAUGCUACAGUGAACACAUCAGUUCACAGCCCUUCUCACAUGACAGGGACUGUCAUGCACAGAUCCACUAAACAGAACGAAUCAGGCACAAACGCUCACAGCAAUCAGCUGCCGCCCCAACCACUGACGUAAUCUGGGAGCUAGUGGCUGAUGGGUGGCACCAUUGACACUGUGGUUGCACCAUGACUCCAAGACUGAUAUAUUUUGUGUGUGCGUGUGCGUGUGUGUGUGUGUGUAUAUACAUAUAAAUAUUUCUAUUAGGGAUGUAACCAAGUAUCAAUACUUUAUUCGGAUUGAACUGAAAAUGUGUCCUAAAUGAAAUACAGAUCCAAAUAGUAGGCAGAGUAUUUUUUUUGUUUGUUUGUUUGUUUUUGUUUUGUUUUUAAGAAAGCUGGCCAAAUUGCUUUAGACUAGGUGUAUGCAUUUGGACGGUGACUGGCCCAGAAUGUUCAGGCAUCGGAAAAGUUAGACACUUUUCAUUUCUUUUUCUCAGUCUUUUCACAGGAAGCAAGUUAACAGUGCAUUUCUGAUUUGAAAUACACAGCCAUUAUACAAGGGACCUGACAACCCUAGAACCCUAGAAAUGACCUAGAAGUUCAUUUACGUGACACUGAAUAGUGGAGCUUCUAUUAUAUUUUACCCAACUCCAAACUGGAAAUAAAUUUGAUAAAAUAUUAUUAGAUGGCUAUUAUUGUUAAAUGUAAAUAACAGUUUCAUGAUUUGGGAAAGAGGUCACUGCUUUGAAACAGCUUGCUUACUCAGCCACAUUAGAUAAAAGAUAGAAACUCAUUAGAAAGCUUCUACAGGGUGCGUAAUGCAGGAGUUGAAUAAAGUUAUGUUCUGCAAA